Sodiomyces alkalinus F11 is the source of this 1050-nucleotide messenger RNA. RefSeq names its product UPF0047 domain protein. The coding region runs from base 132 to 788 and encodes 218 amino acids. The transcript has 3 exons. The record is from RefSeq and is a predicted model, not a curated record. Lineage: Eukaryota; Fungi; Ascomycota; Sordariomycetes; Glomerellales; Plectosphaerellaceae.
CUUCAAUGCCCUUGCAGUCUGCAGCCCCAAGACGGUCAACUGCCCCCACCUUGCCAUAGCCAGUUACAUCAUCCAGCCCGCUGCCCGCACGACGGGACAAGUCAACCAUCAGGUAGUAUUUCACUUGAAAUAUGCCUCGAGUCCAAUUCAACGCAUCUUCGUCGACACUUCUUCUCGUCGCCUUCAUUCUGCUCUGUUUCUUUCCAGGCCUUUUCCACUACCUUUGGACAUUUCCCCUCGUCUCCAUCGGGCUCCUCUCACCCGACUAUACCCCGCCGUCCACUUCGACGUCCGAUCCUAGGACAACAACAACAACAACAACAACAACAACAACAACAACGAUGACGACCGCUUGGUUCCAAAAACAAUUCAGCCUGCCUGCCAAGUCGCGUGGGUCAUAUCUUAUCACAGAUACGGUAGUGCGCGAGCUUCCUGAGAUCCGCGGUUAUAAGGUCGGCAUCCUGCACCUGUUCAUUCAGCACACGAGCUGCGGGCUCAGCCUCAACGAGAACUGGGACAGCGAUGUCCGGGAGGACAUGAGCGAUGCGCUGGACCGCAUUGCGCCCGAAAGCGGACCUAAGGGAGAGGCUCUGUACAGGCAUGAUGCCGAGGGUCCGGAUGACAUGCCGGCGCAUAUCAAAAGCGCACUCGUCGGCGCAAGUGUCACGAUCCCGAUUAAGGAUGGAAAACUAGCAACGGGAACGUGGCAAGGAAUUUGGUAUCUAGAAUUUCGGGCCUCGAAACAUCAGCGCCGAGUCAUGGCCACCAUCCAGGGCGAAAAGGCAUGACUGGCUUCCACGGCGCCAACCAGAUUGUGACGGGAGCCAAACGAUAGCGGGCUUCGGCGUAGUGGGUGAAAUUAAAAUGGCGGCUGCUCCACGACGACCCAAGCCAGAUCAGUUGUUUUGGAAUUUCCACAUUCCGGCCGUAGAACUCAGGUAUAAUAUACAGGUCAUGCCUUUGUGGCCUGCGCCGAACGCCUUGUCGUCUGUCCGUGUACCGUCCCUUUCCAUCUCAAUGUCUACUACCCCGUACUGCUUGCGGUACGAU